CGAAAGAUAUUGCCCAGAAAUAUAAUAUAUAUGAACAUGUUGCCGCACUAUUAGAGUCAGAGAAUAGUUGGUUCGAUACUCCCAAAAAACAACAAAAUCCAAAAACCAAGACUGAACGUGCAGCUGUAACUCACUCAGAAACACCGGAAACUCAGACGAACGGUUCCACCGAGACUCGUUCAAUUCCAUCUAGCCGUCAUACCAAUAAUAAUUUGCCUAAUGGAAAUAUCAAAGCUGAAGUUGAAACCAAGACUCGAAGAACUUCUGCAAGAUUGGCGCAGGCUCGCUCUCAAGCCAAGCCAGAAUCUUCAAAGCGUCUUAGAGAGGAUGAAAGUGAGCACGAAAAUAUCAAAGAAGUUGUGCAGAAUUUGAAACGCAAAUUAGAAACAGAGGAAUACUUGAGUUAUAGUGGAAGUAACAAGAGACGCGCAGUUUUUGCAGGUAUCGGAGCAGCCGUUGGUGCCGGUGUCGCAGCGUUUGCCUUGAACAGUAUGGGCAUCGGUGUGUCUGAAAUAGCGAAUGGUAUUAGUGACCUGACGAACAAGCUCUGGUAUUGA
Acaulospora colombiana is the source of this 557-nucleotide messenger RNA. The record is from the annotation of a GenBank genome assembly. NCBI's taxonomy places the organism in Eukaryota, Fungi, Glomeromycota, Glomeromycetes, Diversisporales, Acaulosporaceae.